Molecule: messenger RNA, 5141 nt
Organism: Hippocampus comes (tiger tail seahorse)
Lineage: Eukaryota; Metazoa; Chordata; Actinopteri; Syngnathiformes; Syngnathidae
Gene: grb10b
Product: growth factor receptor-bound protein 10b
Exons: 18
Coding region: 511-2379 (622 amino acids)
Biological process (GO): insulin receptor signaling pathway; negative regulation of Wnt signaling pathway; negative regulation of insulin receptor signaling pathway
Molecular function (GO): insulin receptor binding
Source: RefSeq, a predicted model, not a curated record
GGGUUCGAGGGGCGGAGAAGCUGCGUACGCGCGAGUAUGCGAUCCUGCGUGCGCGCGAGCGCGCUAGCCGCGUGUACUGUAUGUGUGUCGGUCCCGCUUAGCCGCUCGGGAUGAUCUGACUUGGGAGUUUUCGCCGACGCAACUACUUGACUCCUUCUGCCUCCUCUUCCUUUCCUGCGUGGGUUGCUCGCCUCCUCUCCUCCGUUGUCCUCUUCUCGUCCCGGGAAUGUUGACCACCGCGGCCUGAACCGGUGCUGCACACCCCCCCAGCCCCCGCCCUCGCCGCUCGCUUCACCUCCACACGGCCGUGCGUGUCCGAGACGGUCGGAGCCUGGCUGACUGUGAGGAUAAACUUCUUUUGUCUGCAUUCACUGGAAUAGAACACAAAACGAGACGACCUUCCCAAAGGGACUCUUCAUUUUCUUCCAUGAUCAGUUCUUGAAGGUUCGUCUUCCAGCUGGACUGAUCCAACCGAAUAGGUUAUACAAAAGAAGUGAACAACUCAAAAACAUGGCUGUGGCUGGAUGUCCUGAUUACUUCCUGCAUCAUCCCAAUUAUCCGCAGGACAAUAUAGAUCGGUCCACCAAUCACAGACAGGCGAACCUCAUUGGCCCGGGCUUCCAACAGUCAACCAAUCACACUUCACCAAGCCAUCAAGAGGAUGAUGUUGAUUUAGAGGCCCUGGUGAAUGACAUGAAUUCUUCCCUGGAGAGCUUAUACUCCACCUGCAGUGGCCAGCAGACAGAUUCUACAUUGCUACUUCAAAACGGACAGACCUCAGCUUCUUCCCAGCAAUACCACAACCACCAUCGCCCCAGCACACACCACACGCACGUGCGGCAGGGUCACCACGUGCUAAGCCAUUCCUCAUCAGAACCGCCCUCCUCCACCGACCUACCCCAAGCAAGCCUACGACGCUCACAACCCAUGCACAUCCUGGCAGUGCGGAGGCUGCGUGAGGAGCAGCAACAGCUAAGGACCUCCUCUCUCCCUGCCAUCCCCAACCCCUUCCCUGAGCUCUGCAGUCCGGCCAACUCACCUGUGCUCAGUCCUGGGUCGCUACCACCCAGAGAACCCUCCAGUGGCACAUAUAUUGUUAAGAUCUCCACCGAAGACGGCAUGGGCAAAGUGGUGGAGAUCCCAGCCGACAUGACGGCCAGGGACCUUUGCCAGCUCCUGGUUUAUAAAAGCCAUUGUGUAGACGACAACAGUUGGGCACUUGUUGAGCACCACCCGCUGCUGGGGCUAGAGCGCUGUCUCGAGGACCAUGAGUUGGUGGUUCAGGUCCAAGCUUCCAUGAUCAGCGACGGUAGAUUCCUCUUUCGGAAGAACUACGCCAAAUAUGAAUUCUUCAGAACCCCCCAGACAUUUUUCCCAGAACACAUGAUUGCGUGGUGCCAGGAAGCCAAUCGUCCCAUCCCACCAUCGCAGCUCUUGCAGAACUUUCUAGCAACCAGUAGUUGUCCCGAGAUUCAGGGUUAUCUGUAUGUCAAGGAGGUGGGCCGAAAGUCGUGGAAGAAAGUUUACAUGUUCCUGCGGCGCUCAGGACUCUACUGUUCUACAAAAGGAACCUCAAAGGAGCCCAGACAUCUCCAUUUACUUGCAGACCUUGAAGACAGUAACAUCUUCACUGUCAUCACAGGCAAAAAGCAGCACGGUGCACCCACAGACUACGAGUUCUGUAUCAAGCCCAAUAAAUGCAGAGGAGAGUUAAAGGAUUUAAGGAUUCUGUGUGCUGAAGAUGAACAAGGCAGGACAUGUUGGAUGACCGCCUUUAGAUUGUUUAAGUAUGGGAUUAUAUUGUACCAGAAUUACAAGAUUCCCCAGCAAAGAAAAACCCUGCUUUCACACUUCUCAGCACCCGUGCGAAGUGUAUCCGAGAACUCUCUGGUGGCCAUGGAUUUUUCCGGAACUAUAGGCCGCGUCAUCGACAACCCAGUGGAAGCGCAGAGCGCCGCCAUGGAGGAAGGACACGCGUGGAGGAAGAGGAAUCACCGAAUGAACAUUUUAGGCUCCCACAGUCCAUUGCACCACUCCUCACUAAACUCAGUCAUCCACAUAGCCCAGCUGUGGUUCCAUGGCAGAAUAACCAGAGAAGAAUCCCAUCGCAUUGUCCACCAACAGGGUCAAGUCGAUGGCUUGUUUCUGCUACGAGUCAGCCAGAGCAACCCCAAGGCUUUCGUGCUCACGUUGUGCCAUCACCAGAAAAUCAAACAUUUCCAGAUAUUACCGUGUGAAGAAGACGGACAAGUCUUCUUCAGCCUUGACGAUGGUGCCACCAAAUUCACCGACUUGAUCCAGUUGGUGGAGUUCUAUCAGCUCAACAGAGGAGUGCUGCCUUGUAAACUCAAACACCCAUGCACCGUUGUGGCCUUAUGACCCCUCCCAUGACCCGACCCACUGGGCCUGCAAUCGCAGCCCCUGAAAACCCCCUCCCCUCCCAACCCAGGCCCCCUCCCCCUUUCACUUUACCUGACUCUGCCCAAAGCAGAGCGAAUGUUAAUAUCGGUUGAUUCUUCUAAGAGGUUUGUGAAUUGACUGGUAUUUCAUUGCUCUUUUUUUCCCUGUUAUUAUUGUGGAUGCAAGUCUGCCAGAUACUGCUGAUUCAUCGGCUUCCUUUUGGGGUGUGUUUGAAUGUUACCGAAUUGCACGCAGAGUUGCGUAGUCAAGAGCAGAGAGAGGAUGAACAUGAACACUGCCAUUUACGCCGUUGCUUUUGCAAAAACUGGUCGUUGUUAAGCUGGGGACUGGAUGACCCUCCAAGAUUUGGAAUCUCGCAGCUCAAGUGAAAGCUGUCGCUCUCAUGUGGACAAUCAGCAGGACAAUGAACCCUCUCACGUGUGGACCACUCUGCUCUUUGAGAACUGGAGUCUCGUUGGAACUUCUCUUGGCUUGUGUUGAUUGUCUCUUUUUGUUUUGCACUCAUCCAACUGGGAGUGGCCUUUGUGGGUGCUGGACUUCUCCGUUGUUGGCUUUACUUUUAACUGUGAGAUGAUGUCACCACCCUCUACUGUCGGAGGCGUGUAAAGACAAGACUUAACUCAGCAUUGCAGCCAGAACAGAAAGUGAUUUUGUUUUUGUUUUUUUUUUUUUUAGUCUUAUUUUUUACAGAUGUACGUGUGUGUGUGUGUGUGUGUGUGUGUGUGUGUGUGUGUGUGUGUGGUCUGGACAAAUGAAUCUGCAGAAGGUGGUUUAUGAACACUCUUGUAAUGGUGAAUUUUUUUUUUUUUUAAUUGGCUGUCAAUACAGAAUAUGUUUGGUCCUUCUUCAUUUAUUUGCAAAGAGUUUUCAUUUUUGAACCCAUCCUUUUGCAAUAGUCUUAACAUUCUGAAUGUUUGGCUCUUCGCUGUCCACAUACGCUGCACAGUCCUGUGCAGUUGUUGGUAAGUUAAUGAACUUUUUCAGAAGAAAUAAAAUGUAAAUAAGUGUCAGUUAUGGACAAACUUAAUACAAUGUGCACAUGUGUCUUUUGGCAAGCGUUUAGCAUGAUUUCUUUUAAAUACGCGUUUUAUAGAGCAGGCAGGAUGUUAAGCUGGUCGGCACAUAAGAAAACAAUCAGAUGCUUUAGAUCCUGUGGAAAAUAUCCUCUUCAAAUCUCAACUGUCCUCUCUAAAGACUUCCAGAUGCUGUUACACGGUGCCUGUAAACAUUCAUCAAACUGGAAAUAUAAAUGGAUGUGCUCUAGAUGACGCACGUUACUGUGCAUCCCAUUUAUUGUAAAUCAACCUUUCUUAUAAACAGUGUGAACAGUGCACUCAAAUGGACAUCAGAUUGAUGACAACAACAUGCAAAAUGAGCAUUCCAAAUAUCAUGUGUGGCUUUUUUUUUUCCUGUCACAAGUGAUUUUGCAGAUUGCCAUUUGGCAUACUGUCGCACUGAUAACCUUUCUGUUGCCCUAACAGAUUAAAAAAAAACAAACAACGAAGAAGAACCCAUGUCUGCAUACAGAUAAUUGACUUUGAGAUGUAUCAAAAGCACAUAUUCUAAAGCUCAAUACGUAACAGUGAUACUUCAUAAGACUAGUAUAGAAAUAUGACGGACACAGAAAAAAAAACAGAUUUUUUUACCUCACAUUUUGGCAGGUCUGUAUAAAUAUAAACCACAAAAUAUUAGGAACUUAGGUCAGUUCCAAAUAGCACUGUUUUUUAUUGAUAUGUUCCUAUCAAGCGGCUGUGAAGAGGGACAUCCAGGAUGGUAAAAAUGUGAAAAUGACUGUAGUUGGCCUUCCGCCUUUGCACACCAAAGUUGCAAAGAAUGUGUGAGUGAAUUCUCGAAAUCAAAUUAUUGCUUUUUGCAUUUUGCGCAACACUGAUGAGGCUCAUCAGAGCAUGCAUCAAACUCUUACUGGGUUAGUUUGCAUGCUGCUUGUGAAAAACAUCACACUUCAGAUCUGAUGACGGUUUGUGUGUCAAACACCCGAAGCUAUUUGUUUUCGUUUGGCGAAGUAUGUUCUCAAUUCGUAAAGGAGGAUUACAACUCAGUGCCUUUAGAUAAGGUGGGUUAUUUUGUUUUGUUUUGUUGUUUGGUAUAAAUCUUUUUUUUUUUCUUUUGAACAGACUCAUGACAUUUGGCUGAAUUCAAUGGUAUCACAAUAAAAAUGGAAAUGCUUUUAUGCUUUAUUAUUCUGAUGGCAUGUCUGCUUUUUUUUUUUCAAACUUAUCUGGCAUAGUGUAUUUGUGUUAAAAAGCAAUCUGUUGAUUUCAAUUUUAGUCACCCUCCAUUGUCACGCAAGCAGUUUUCCGUUCAGUGAUUCUUUGUAGACGUUAACUCUUAAGGUCCUCUUUAGUCUGUUUGCUUCUGUCACAGGUAAUGCAAUAUUCAACAGCCAUUUCAUUUAGCUGCUGCUUGUCCUAAGGUUUAUUGAACGAAUGAUUUUGCAGUAUAGCUACAAUAUGUUGACACUCUGCAUGGUCACCGUAAUCUAAAAUGCAAUGAUCAAUCAUUUUUUUAAAGUAUUUGUUCAGCAGAUAUAUAUGUAUAUGGAUGUAACUGAUCUACUUGAAAAUUCUAGAUUUAUUUUGUUUUUCCUCAGCGCUGUUCUGUAGUUUUUUUUUCCAUUACCAUGAAAUGAUUGACCAGCGCAAGUUAAUAUGUCUAUUGUAAUGACAUGCCAUCUAUUGAGAUCCAAUUUCUAUGAUGUA